AUGUCUGCUGCUCCACGUCUUCUUAAACCAGCAUCUACAAAUACAUCUGAAGAGUGCAAAAUUUUAGAUAAUCAAUCCGAAUUAUCACCUACCGAUAUAAAACCUCCGUAUUUAAUAAAUUCUGAACCAUUUUCAAUAGCCAAACAAUUAAUUUCAAAAACAGAAAAUUCAUUAUAUUCAUCUCAACGUGAAUCUCUUAAUUCAACAACCAGUGAAAAAAUAACAUUAAUGACAGCAUUCGAACAAUCAAGUGUGGUUCAACCACUCUUAACUGAUCUUUAUCAAAUAUCAAUGGCAUAUGCCUAUUGGAAAGCAAAUAAACAUCAAGAAAUGGCAACAUUUGAUUUAUAUUUCCGAAAGAAUCCAUUCGGUGGGGAAUAUACAUUAUUUGCUGGUCUUGAUGAAUGUCUCAAGUUUAUUCGUGAUUAUAAAUUUCAUCAAACGGAUAUUGAUUAUCUACGUUCAGUAUUACCAACUUAUACAGAACCAGAAUAUUUCGAUUAUUUACUUCAACUUGAUAUGAAUGAUAUUAAAAUAUUUGCUGUACCAGAAGGUAAAUACUUUUUUUGCGUUUUAUACUUCAACGAUGCAUAA
Messenger RNA from Rotaria sp. Silwood2, 594 nucleotides. Lineage: Eukaryota; Metazoa; Rotifera; Eurotatoria; Philodinida; Philodinidae. The record is from the annotation of a GenBank genome assembly.